Myotis davidii is the source of this 645-nucleotide messenger RNA. RefSeq names its product matrix Gla protein (gene MGP). Bases 95 to 406 code for a protein of 103 amino acids. Gene Ontology annotation, molecular function: calcium ion binding. Gene Ontology annotation, cellular component: extracellular region. NCBI's taxonomy places the organism in Eukaryota, Metazoa, Chordata, Mammalia, Chiroptera, Vespertilionidae. The transcript has 4 exons. The record is from RefSeq and is a predicted model, not a curated record.
AACCCCACACAGCCUUUCCUGAACAGCCUGUAGGAGCCUCUUCCACACCGUGCAGCACAGACAGUGAGGCCAACCACAGGACCACGGAGAGACCAUGAAGAGCCUGCUCCUUCUCUCUGUUCUGGCAGCCCUGGCCGUGGCAGCUUUGUGUUACGAAUCUCAUGAAAGCAUGGAAUCCUACGAAAUCAGUCCCUUCAUUAACAGGAGAUAUGCUAAUACCUUCAUAUCCUCGCAGCAGAGAUGGAGAGCUAAAGCUCAAGAGAGGAUCCGAGAACGCACCAAGCCUGCCUACGAGAUCAACCGGGAAGCCUGUGACGACCACAAACUUUGCGAGCGCUACGCCAUGAUUUAUGGAUACAAUGCAGCCUACAAUCGCUAUGCCCGGCAGCUCAGAGGGCGCAAAUGAGAUCAGAAAAAGUAGUGUUCUCUCCAGUGCCUGGCGCCUGGUUUUGUACUCCCUUGCAGUAGCAGCACUGAAUCAUAUACAUAUAUGCGAAUUGCUUGUUUCUUAAAUGUUCUCAUCUGGUCGCACCCUUCCUCCCUGCUCCCAGAUUGAUACUUAAUGAAAGCACAGUGUAGUGAAGGUGGGAGAGGAGUUGCGAUGUGUGAUUAUUAAUAUAAUAAAGUUCUGGUUGGAUACUUCCA